GAAUUGCAACAUCAACUCAGUCCGUUCGACUGUCAUCGGAGAUCACUGGCUGAAGAGAUUCAUCAGACAGAUCUUUGUCCAACGUUUUUUGGGCGUGAAGUCACUUAUUUCACAUCAACAAGGAAAAUCAGACAGUGCAACGAGUCCAAACUGUUAAAGUAGCCUACAUUAAGUUGUAAAGUUUUUUGGGGAAAUAUAUACCACAUUUUUUACCGAGACACCAUGUCGGAUUCGUACCGGAGGAGGACUCCUGCGCUAGGUUUUACGGCUGUGCUGCUGUGUUUUCAACUUAUUGUCAUAAUUGAAGUGUGUGCGGAGGUGCACUACCACGCCACCAUGGAAGUCACAGUGCCCCACCUGGCCUACACCUGCCCGGCGGGGGCCAACAUCACCAUGCUGUGCCACGUGGGGGGCGUGCCGGCGUUCGCGGGGGACCAGGUCCGGGUCGGCUGGCUCUUCACCCCGCACCAGAACAAGCACUGCCACAACGACAGGCCCCGCGUCCCGCCGUCCAGCAACCACUCGCACGCCCACGGCGAGGGCGUGCGCGUCCACGGGAGCAACGGCUCCGUCUGGAUCACCCUGCUCAACCUGACGCCCGCCGACCAGGGCCGCUACUGCUGCAUCGCCCUGGACGUCCACAAGGAGGGACACCGCAGCGUGGUGGAGCAGAGGCCCCACAACCACGUCCUGCUCACCGUCACUCCCCAUCAGCCAGGGAAUACCAGCUGCACUGUGAUUGACCACAAGCCUCCUGAAGGCUCUGUGGCAGCAGGACUAGCGACAGCAGGGUGCAUCAUGGGUAUUCUGUCCCUGCCGCUCAUCUUGCUGCUGGUGUACAAGCAGAGGCAGUCAGCCCAGUCCAACAGGCGUGCACACGAGCUGGUGAGAAUGGACAGCGAGGCACAUGGUCACGAGAACCCUGUGUUUUUAGGGGGGUCUCCCCAGAACAAGACGCGGACUGUGUCUCAGAUCAUGACCAGGCAGUCGUCAGAGACGGGGCGACACCUGCUGUCUGAGCCUGGAACCCCCCUCUCUCCCGCUGGCCACGGAGAUGUCUUCUUCCCAUCACAAGAACCAAUCCCAGAGUCCCCAGAUUUCAUGCAGGUAUAAUCAGGACAGGAGCUGUCUCUGCCCUUCUGCCUGAUCACAACAACGCCACAUCUCGUCUCCUGCCUGCCCCGGUUUGCUAUGGGGGACUUCUCUGCACACGUGGAAAUGAAAACAAAAAAACGAUAUAUACAACAAAAAAAAAGUUUUCCACUCCAGACCAAAGGGACCGUAUCUCCUUCACACUCUCGUUGCAGUGGGGACUGUAAUACUGGAGAUGCCGUCCACAAUAUCAACACCCAGGAGCCUGAUCUCCAGGUGCCCAGUCUGUGCUCUGGCCAGGAGGCUAAACCACAGAGCAGACCGGGGACGCAGAGACAGCCUCUGGGGCAGAGUCCUAUUUCACAGGAAGAGUGCAGCUGGCAUUCCUGCUCUCUGAUCUCAGCCUCCUGCCUGUGAGAAGUGUGUUCAGACCCCACCGUGUGUGUGUGUGUGUGUGUGUGUGUGUGAGAGCUCUGCUCUCAGGUAUGAGUGAGAACUCCGACCCCACCGUGUGUGUGUGUGUGUGUGUGUGUGUGUGUGUGAGAGCUCUGCUCUCAGGUAUGAGUGAGAUGGAUGUGGAUGGGUAUGGAGGUUACUCUUAGCUUAAGACUGCCGUUCAACUUCAGUGUUCUCUUUACUGUGCCUGCUAAGCCACACAGCAACCCUGUUCUCACAUGCACGCGCAUUCACACACACACACACUCACACACACAUUCACACACUCAGCCUCUCAAUGACCUCUUAUUUUGUGCACACAUCCAACAAACAGUCUUUUCCCUCUCUCCCCUCCUGUGUCUUCACCGAUAUAGAUUUCUCUGUGCUGCCUGUUUCUCUCUCUUCUCAUCCCCCUCUCCCUGGCCCACUGGCUCCUCAGAGUCUGGUGUGUUUAACAGGUUCAGCAGCGCGCUCUACCUCACCUCAGCCUGGUGCCAGCCUCACUGUUCACUCAGUGCCACAGCCUGCAGACCGCGUGCGUCUCACACAGGCCAUUACAUAUCGCAUUGUACUCAUUUUUUAAUCUUAAAACGAAAAAAAAAAGCAAUACUCUUUUUAUAUGUUGACGUUUUUUUUUAUACUGUAUUACUUUUUAAGAUUUGUAAAAUGUAGAUGUCUAUCCCUUAUGACAAAGUAAUAUAUAUGUAAAAUGUAGAAAUAUACGGCAUAAACAAAAUAGCAUGUAGCAUUCAAAUAUGUCUCCUAUGUCCCUAUAAAUCACAGUUUGAAUUUUGUUAUUUGCUUCGUAAGGGCUUUUUAUAAUAGCGUAUAUUUGUGCUUGUUAAUGGAGCAUAUUCGUCGGUAUAACUCCCUCUACUGGCAGGAUGAUGUAACUACACCUUCCUGGUCUGUUGCGUAAGGGGAAAGGAAUUAUCUGCGUCCCGUGAAGCCUUUGGUUUCGGUUUUUCAGGGCUUAUCCAGACCUUCAGCGACCCGAUCGAUUUCAAUAAGCACCUUCAUUCAGUGGGUUGUGUUAUUCAUUGACAAUCAGGAGGGAUGUAAUGCAGGAGUCUCUCCAUAAACAAUGAAGAGAGUGCUUUUGAUAGGUUGUCCAGAAACUGGGCAGCACAAUGCAGUGGCUUCCCAUAGUGCAAUACAAGCCUGAACGUUCAUAAUAAUAUGUGCUGUGAAGGCGACUUUCUCUGGGACUAACACAAAGGCUGGGUUCAAUGAACUUUGAUUACAAGUGAUUAGGAGGAACAAUGUUUCUCUUGAUUCUUUACAGAUUCUUUGCAAUCAUUACAUUUCCCAGACUGAAGCUGAAAUGUGUGAUGCUUGCGUUUGCUUGGAAAUCAAAGUUAAAGACAGAUGGUGAUUGAUUAACGGCCAAAAUCUGUAAAUUUAGACUUCAUUAUAAACUGUAUGUGUGUGUGUGUGUGAGAGAGAGAGUGUGUGUGUAUGGGUGUGUGUGAGCGUGAAAGAGAGAGAGAGAGAGAGAGAGAGAGAGAGAGAGUGAGUGUGUGUAUGUUUCUGUGUGUGUGUGUGCUGUAGGCAAUUGUAGAGGUCCAGUUCUGAUGCCAUUAAAAAAUAAACUGCCAUUAUGUCUGUAAAAAGUUACGUUUGUAAAAAAAAAAAAAAAGAAAAAUGUUAAAAACUGUAUUUCCUGGUUUAUAUUUUCUACAAUAAAAUUUCAGCUCUCA
This is a messenger RNA of Conger conger (European conger), 3227 nucleotides long. It is a transcript of the gene vsir, whose product is annotated as V-set immunoregulatory receptor. The record is from RefSeq and is a predicted model, not a curated record. Gene Ontology annotation, biological process: regulation of immune response; positive regulation of regulatory T cell differentiation; negative regulation of CD4-positive, alpha-beta T cell proliferation. Lineage: Eukaryota; Metazoa; Chordata; Actinopteri; Anguilliformes; Congridae. The transcript has 7 exons. Gene Ontology annotation, cellular component: plasma membrane. The coding region runs from base 223 to 1113 and encodes 296 amino acids.